Molecule: messenger RNA, 624 nt
Organism: Peronospora belbahrii
Lineage: Eukaryota; Oomycota; Peronosporomycetes; Peronosporales; Peronosporaceae
Source: the annotation of a GenBank genome assembly
AUGGCAACCUUGGCAAAUUACUUGCACAAGUAUAGCCUCUACUAUGUGGAAGUGGCUAGUCCAUUGUCCAAUCUCCUUAAAAAGGAUGCGGAAUGGUGCUGGAACACCGAGCACCACGAGGAUUUGAAGCCAUUAAGGAGAGUCUCAUUCAGUCGUAAAUUUUGGCCUGAUCUCGAUCGUCUUUUUAGCGUCGUUUGUGACGCUUCGGACUUUUCCAUUGGCAGUGCUCUCUUGCAAGUUGACUCUGAGGGUCGAGAGCGCGUCAUCGCGUUUGAGUCUCGCCAGAUAAAAGCUGCAGAGAAGAACUAUCCAGUUCAUGACAAGGAGAUACUUGCGAUGAAUUAUGCCCUUGUUAAGUUCAGGGUACACCUGUUGGGCUCAAAGCUGUUUUUUUGGGACCUUAGCGGUCGUCUUGGCCGAUGGGACGCCGAGGUCGCUUAUUCGUCACCGGUGUGGGAGGCACUGUGGGAGCAGUCACGGGAGGAGCUACGGGAUCCUUUAAUAGAUUUGUGGCGUAAUCUCGUGAUCCAACUCCGCCAUCAUGAGAGCGUAUCGGCUCUGGCGGUAGUCCAUUCGCCACCGCAAAUGUUCCACCAGCGCUCUCUCGUGCUGGAGUCCCUCUAG